AUGUCGACGACGCGAGGAACAAAGCGCUCAGCCGACUCGGCCCCCAGCAGCGGGCCAAAGUUCAAGUCGGCAAAGUCGGCCAACUUCAAGGGCAAGUCGGACGGCGGCAAGCCCAACAACAAGCCCAGAUGGGACCACAAGGCCAAGCCCAGCAACUUCAAGGGCAAGGACAAGGCGCCUGCCGAGCAGCAGCAGCCGGUGCAGAAGCGCAAGCGGCCAGUGACGCAGGGCGGUGGCGAGGACGACGACGACGAAAUGUCGGUCGACGAGCAGGACGACGACGAGUACGACGAGGGUGCUGCCCCCGAGGCUGGCGCAGGCGAGGUCGAGAAGAAGGGCAAGAUGACCAAGGCUGAGCGUGCGGCGCUGCACGCCGCGCAGCCCCACCGGACGUCGCUCCUCCCCUCUCACCCCCUGCUGCAGGACACCCUGCUCCCCCUGUGGGAGACGGCCCGCCGCUCCGACACGCCCAAGGACGAGCGCAACGCCGCCAUCAAGGAGCUGUGGCAGGCCGUCAAGGGCCGCGUGGCCGAGAUCUCGCGUGGACACAAGGGUGGUCGCGUGCUCCAGACCAUCGUCAAGUACGGCGGCAAGGAGGAGCGCCUCGGCGUGGCCCUCGAGCUCGAGUCGCAGUGGCGCGAGAUGAUGGAGUCAAAGUACUCCAAGUUCCUCAUGUCCAAGCUUAUCCGGUACUGCCCCACGAUCCGCCCCAAGCUCAUCCCGCACAUCACCAAGAACAUUACGUCGCUCAUCUUCCACGCGCACGCCAUCUCGCCCAUCUCGGACUUUUACGACCUGUACGCUUCGCCCAAGGAGCGCAGGCUGCUCGUCCGCGGCUUCUACCCGCGCGAGGUGGCGCUGUUUGACGGCGCGGGCAAGAAGGCCGAGAUUGACGUUGCUGGUCUCGAGGGCGCGCUCGAGGCCACGUCGGAGACGGGCCGCGAGCGUGUCCUCGACGGCGUGGAGAAGACUGUCCUUGACAUCUUCAACAACACCCAGAAGACGGCCCUCGCCCAGUCCAUCUUCCACCGCCUCGUGUCCGAGUACCUGACCUGCAUCUACCGCUUCCUGGAGCCCGAGGCCGCAGACAAGAAGAUGCACGAGCUGCUCGCUGCGUCGCUCGAGUCGCUCCCCGAGAUCGUGCACACCAAGGACGGAUCUGCCGUCGUCCGCGAGCUGCUUGUGCGCGGCAGCGCAAAGGACCGUAAAUCGAUUCUGCAGCAGCUGCGCAAGCACAUUGAAGCGAUGAGCAAGGACGCCGACGCGCAGCUUGUGCUCUUCACGGCCUUUGACGUGGUCGACGACACCAAGCUCAUGGGCAAGGCGUUUGUCGGCGACAUUGUCGAGCAGGCGUCCAGCCUGACGGGGGACAAGAACGGCCGCCGGGCGAUCCUGUACGCGCUCACGCCUACUGCCUCGCGCCACUACCUUCCCUCGACGCUCAAGGAGCUUGCCGCGAGCGCCGCUGCCGCCCGCGAGGCGGGCACGAGCAAGAAGGACCCCGCCGUGCGCCGCAAGGAGCUGGUCGCACACGCUUCCCCCGGCCUGCUCAAGCUCGUCGCCGACAAGGCCGAGGAGCUCGUGCGCGACCCGGGAGCCGGGCUCGUCGUGCAGGAGAUCAUGGUCUACAGCACGGGCGACAAGGGCGACGCGAUCGCCGCGCUGGUUGAGCCCCUCCGCGUGCCGCUGUCAGGCGACGGCUCGCACCCCAUCGAGCUGGCGCACGCGACACGGACGUACAAGACGCUGCUUUCCGGCGGCCACUUCAACACGGCCACCAAGAGCAUCGACGUCGUCGACGACAAGCUCUCCCCUGCGUUCGCUGAGGCCUUCUGGAAGGCCAUCACGUCCGACGAGGCCGGCGGCGCCACCAACGCCAUCAAGGUCGCUGCUGUUGCGCCGUUUGUCGCCGUCGAGAUGAUCGAGGCGCUCAAGAAGACGCCGGUGUGGAACGACGCCAAGGCUGUGCUCUCUGGCGCCGACGCCCGCGAGGCCAUCGCCAGCAGCGAGAUGAAGGGCGCCAAUGUCCUCUCUGAGCGCCUAGCCGCGCUCUAA
Messenger RNA from Vanrija pseudolonga, 2055 nucleotides. RefSeq names its product Pumilio y domain family member 6 (gene puf6). Gene Ontology annotation, biological process: regulation of translation. NCBI's taxonomy places the organism in Eukaryota, Fungi, Basidiomycota, Tremellomycetes, Trichosporonales, Trichosporonaceae. Gene Ontology annotation, molecular function: mRNA binding. The record is from RefSeq and is a predicted model, not a curated record. Bases 1 to 2055 code for a protein of 684 amino acids. Gene Ontology annotation, cellular component: nucleolus. The transcript has 3 exons.